This is a messenger RNA of Verticillium nonalfalfae, 267 nucleotides long. RefSeq lists its product as uncharacterized. The transcript has a single exon. NCBI's taxonomy places the organism in Eukaryota, Fungi, Ascomycota, Sordariomycetes, Glomerellales, Plectosphaerellaceae. The coding region runs from base 1 to 267 and encodes 88 amino acids. The record is from RefSeq and is a predicted model, not a curated record.
AUGGUCUACCACAAGGACAGUGCCGGCACUCACUGCUUCCGCUUUGCCAACGACGCCGACAUUGGCGGCGUCGAGAACUUCUCAGGCUCGUUCUACAAGAGCCCGCUCGUCGGAUGGCUCAGCUGGCCUAACGAAGGGUUGCGCCAAACUAUGCUUGGAGCUUUCAGCGGCGGAGUUGGACCAAAGUUGGAUGAUGAGUUUGCAGGCAAGCUUGGCGAGGCAGCUGGUGAUGCUGUUCCCGAGUUUGACCCCAAUGUCGACGAGUAG